GUCGAUAUUUCUCUGAGUGCGGCAGCACUGUUCGUUUCAAGUCGACGAAACGAGCUUCCAAGUUUUUUACUCUGUGUGGAGUUGUUUCGUUUGGUCGCGUCGGUCGAAGGAGUCGGUUGUUCGUUUUCGUGCGCUCAAGUAACGGUAAGCGCGAAUGCCAUCGCCUGUUUUACUGUUAUUUUAACUCGGGACGUCCAUGCGUGCCUGCGCCCCUGCCUCCCUGCGCUCUCCUGUCUCUGUAUAUGUGUGGGAGACAAACAAAUAGCAAAACGAGAAGGAAAACCGUAGAGAGAAUUCCGCAAAAAGGGGGGUGGCGAACAUCCUGUUUUUCUGCGCCCGCUGCCAGAGUAACCACCCCCUCUCAGGGACGACAACAACAAAGUGUACUUGAGUGUAAAAGCGAAAAAAGGAAAUAAAUAUACGUACGAACCGUUAACUGCGCCAUUUGUACUUCGCAACAACAAAUGGAAGAUUUGAAAGCAUAACUAUAAAACUGUGUGUAUGUGUGUGACGGAGAGCACAAAAUCAACAACAAAAGCCGUAGUGAAGCGGAUUGUUAAUAAAAAAAGGUCGGCGCCUGUAAAAGAAAAGCCAAUCGAAGGAUGUAAUAUUAAAAGUUAGGCAAAGUGAAGAAGAGCAAAUCAAAAAGAAAGACGAUAAAAAAGCAACGUUGAAUUGGACUCUAAAGCAACAACUUGAAACAGUUUAACGAUGCCUAAUACGCGUUUAUAAUCCGCAAUCAAACCAUCAAAACAUGCUGGGAAAUCGGUAGGGAAUUAUAUGAAUUCCUCCCAUUGUUGGAUUGCAUCAUUCGUCGAGGGCGUGGCUUAGCAUUAAAUGUAAUGUGCAGCUGUCAAGCAGGACCUUUCAUCAUUCACACAUCAUCAUCAUCAUCAUCCGAGCCAUCUUCUCCAGGCCCAAUAGCACAAUGUCCACAACAGCAGCUGGACUAAAGUCGGCAUCCAAAGGAGCCUACGGCGUCGGGACGGAGACGGAUCACAUCAUAACCAUCAGCACUGCCAGCUUGACGGAGUCGCACAGCGAAAAUCCCGCAAAGGGAGUAGUCUCUCCGGUCAGAAAACCCCAUUCCCUGGGAAGUGAGCCCCAUUCCACAGAAAACACUAUUCUCGGUGACCAGGUGAACGGUGAGCCAGAUAAGAAACCCCUCCACUUGUGCCGGCUGUCGCAGGUGGUGAGCUACCAGAGUAACAUCGCUGAUGUCCAGCACCGGAAGGGUAGACGCCUCCACGGAUUGCAGCUGCCACUGCAUCCUCUCCAGCUCUUUGGCUGGCUGGUGCUCCUUCUGUUUGGAGUGGCUAGCUACUGGGUCCUCAUUCCGGCCUUUCAUGCCCGCAUCCAAGGACCACUCUACGGACUGAUCACCGGACUCUAUCUGGUGCACAUUGCCUCUCAUCUGACGGCCUUACUCACAGAUCCUGCGGACAAGGAGCUGCGGCGAGUGCAUCGCAACGAUCGGAUUGUCCCGGAGUUUGACCGGUCGAAGCACAGUCACGUCAUAGAAAACGGAAGGUGCCAUCUGUGCAACAUCCGGACCUCCUCCAGCCGCACCAAGCACUGCUCCGUGUGCAACAAGUGCGUGGGCAAGUUUGAUCACCACUGCAAGUGGCUGAACCACUGCAUCGGAUCGCGUAACUAUGUGGCCUUCCUAAUGUGCGUGGUCAGCGCUGUGGUGGCCACCCUGGUCAUCGUGGCCGCCGUGGUGGCCCAAAUCGUCUUCUACUACGUCCAGCCCGAGUGGUUGAGCUUCUACUGGUGCCCCACGGAGUCGAGCCACCCAAUCGAAAGCGGCGACUACAUAAACAUCACCCUGAGCCUGGGAAACAGCACCAUGAUGCUAAUAGAGCAGCACCCUUCGGAGGAGAACGCGCAUCAGGAAACCUGGGACGAGGAGCAGGAAAAUAUGACCAUCUCAACACUGCCCACCCUUCUGGAGAAUUUUACAGCUCUCAUAGAAGCAAGCACAACGCAGCCUGGGAUUAGCCCCACUAAUCACACCCUAUCGCAGCCAGUAGUGGCCGGAAUCGGACUCAACGAAACCAUUUUCCUUUUUCUUCUGGGAGUUCUGGGACUGCUUGCCGCCGUGAGUGCGGGAUUGCUGCUCCACCUGUGCUUCUUUCACAUUUACAUCUCGUUCCUGGGACUGACCACCUAUGAAUACAUAAGGAAUCACCGUCAGGCCCAGGAUGCCAAGAGCAAGCAGCUCCUGGAGGGAGCUCCCAGCGUAGGAGCGCCCAAAAAUGGAAACGUACACUUCUCGGCUUCGUUGCCCGAGCCACAUAAUCCGUCCAAGUCCUUACCAGGAGGUCAGCAGCUCUACUGCUGUUCCAGUGCCCCACAUCCCAGCCAGCACUCCCAGGAAUCGGUUGGUCAGACGGAGCAAAACCUGCGGUUGCACUGCUGUGCCAGCUCCAGGGAGUUUCACCAGAGCGGGCAGGCCAUCUACGUUUGCUCGAUGCUGGAGGAGGCAGUUCCGCAAGUCCAGGUUGAGCCGGAUACGCUGAGUAGCUUCCACUGUUGCUCUAGCUUUGCCGCUAGUUCCCUGCAGCGCAGGGUCAGCUUGGCCAAAGGAUCGUUGAUCUCAGCCGAGCCGCGUCACCUAAGACCAGCGACGUAUCUGCAGUACACCGAGCAGUGUACCCUUUGCACUUUCCGUCUUAGAAGAGGAUCAGGACCAGGGACAGGAUCUUCAGGAGCUGUGAGCAGCGCCGGCGGAAGUAGUAGCACUCGCACACUGACCAGUCAAACAGGCGGCUCCUCCGCCUCGGCCACAGCAGCCGGAAAUAUCUCAAAGCAUCAGCGGUGGCGCAGGAAAUGGAAUUGCUGCGCCGCGGUUCCCGAUAGCCCCGACUUGCCCAAUGACCUCCUCGCUGCCCUAACUUUCCGCGAAAGCGAGGAAGCAGCAGCAGCAGCCAAGCUAAACACCCAGGAGCUGCCUAUCCAGUUUAUACGCACGCUAAACGGCGGCUUGGAUCAGGAGCUCCCUCUGAAGGCGACAACAGCCACUCCCACGCCACCGAGAAGUUCCCGUCUGCGCUACAUGCUGCGUCUACUGGGACGCUAUCGAAGGCCACGCUGUCGCCAUGGGGCCCACCAUGGAAUCGCUGCCAAAGAGCACCACAAUAUCGGUGGCUCUGCCAUCAAACAAAAUCAAAUACGUCCGCUGCAACUGCAGGCAGCCGGGCGUGGCUAUGCCAAUUCCACUGCCACGCCAACGCCGCCCGCAAGCUCGCCAAGCAGAAGUUCCUUGGAGAGCAGCGAUCUGAGCACCAGCACGAGUCCUUCGUGCGGCAACAAGGAGCUGAUGCUGCUGCCCACAUCCGUGAUAAGGGACGACAGCGUGACCACCUACACGCUGACCUUGCCGCCUGCCCUGCCACCGCCCACGAGGAGAAAAAUGCACCAGACCUCCCAGGAGCUGGCGGAGUUGGCAGAGACCUUGGGGUUCGCCAGCAACUUGCAGCACAGUCAGCAUAGCAGCCAGACCAACAGUCGAACGCUGCCCAGUUUCGGGAAUGUCUACCGCCGGCAGAGGCGAAAGCACUUCUUGCGGACACGAUCUCCCACACUGUCGCCCAUCCACGAGUCCGGCCUUUCGAAUCCAACCUCGCCGCAGCCCCUGAGGCACCACCACCAGAAUUUAUCCAACUCGAACUCCAAUCCGGCCAAAGCCAUGUCCUCGCCUAUUCUCAAUAGCAGCUCAGGAUCUGCGAACUCCUCGGUACUUCUAGUCCAGAACCUGUGCAGUUUAGCAGGCGAAACGCUGAGGAAGACCGCGUCCAACAGUUCGCUGCAGAGCCUCAGCUCCAAUUCGAGCAGCACCUAGAAACGAGUGUGUGUUUCUCGUAGUCCUUAGGUUAGCUUUAGUCCCCCCUAGGCCAUAGUCCCCCGCAAUCCAAGCAGUUCUGUUGGAGUUGCGGAAAUCAAUUAAUCCGCACAUAAGCGUUGAAAGUCAUAACUAAAAUCAAUUACGCACGAGGAGAGUGGGUGAGGGAGUGGAUUGGGUGGUUAACUGUCGGGGCCAGUGAAGGAAAUUGCCUUUGAUGCGAUGCGGUUUCAUUGCCAAACUUAAUUACCGCUUUUGGUCGAAGUUCCUUAGUUUGAGUUUUUCGAUUGCAUAUUUGGUUUAUUAUGAGUCUGGCUUGGAAAGGUAAUACAACACAUGGGAUUUAUUGCCGAUACAGAAUAUUAGGUGUUCUAUCACGUAUCAAAGUUAUUAGUUGAUAUCCGGAUUUAUUUAUACAGUUUAACUUUAAUCCGUUACUUGCGAAUGUAGGGAUAGUCUUUUAAGAAGGUUAAUCAUAGUCCCUCGCUGCUUAGUCAAAUGAAAAUUGGAACAUUUCUAGAACUUCCAUCGUAAUUUUAGUUCCAAAAUUAAAUCAUUAUUUUAUGUCAACUCUUUAAGAAAAUCAACAGACUAUUCUUUUUCCAUUAAAGUUGCUUCAUUAACAUAUUUUCUCACAAACCUUAAUGAGAAUUUUAGACCAGCGGUUUUUAGAAAGACAUUUUGUAUACAUAUUUCUCGAAAGCUCCUGUUUGGCCAACUGAAUCCCUUUUGAUGACAUUUGACUCAAACUAAACAUGUAUUUCGCAUCCUUUGAAUGACUUUGCAGUUGAGUUGAUGAAAUAUGCAACAGAAUGUGCUCGAGACUCUACUCAUUUUCCGCCCCACCCCUUCGCUGGUAUUGAUUUUAAUUUUGGAAAACGUGCAGGCGAAGGCGUCAGCUUAUUACGUAUUGUAUCUGCAGCUGAAGCUUCGUUUGUAUCUGAAUCCGCGUAGCCGUGUAUCUGCCAAACAGAUGGAAAAGGGACGAGGGCGAGGACACAACUGCAGCAUGUUGCCAAAUUGUUACGCAAAUGUUUUCAUUCGAUCUCAAUUCAAGUGCAGAGAAAACCCCAGCCAAAAAACCGACGAUGGCAAUUGUCUACUUGUUCUACUUGAUUUUGACGACUGUCGCUCGGCCCAUUAAAUAUUCCGAGGCUGAAUAAUUAAAGCGACGCAAGUCAGGAAAACAAGACACGGGACAGGAUUGAACAGGAACCCGGGAAAUGGAAUCGCGUCAAAAGCGGCAUUGGAUGAGUGCAUGAGCCCAUCCUCCUCAGUUGUCAGUCGGACUGCUAACUGCUAACUGUUAUCAGGGCUUAAAAGCAGGGAUAGACAGACAGUCGUAACGACUACGCACAUGACACUCUGGGAUUCAGGUGGUGCUCCUCCUCUUUAUUGCGCCAGACAGUCGCAUGGUUCUUGUUAUUGAAACUGACAGCGGGAAAAGUCCAUUUUUAACCGGCUGAAGCCGAGCAGGUGGGAGUGGCAGUGGAUUCAGAUAGAUGGAUUGCUAGGAAAAGAUUCGCUUUGAGUGCAAAACGUGCGCGUUGAGUUGGAGGUCGAGCUUCAGUGCGCUUAGUAUUCUUGUCUAGUGGCCAUUCUGGAUCAAUAUGUUACCCUUAAUCGAAACUUUCAGUUUUUUGUUCCUUUUUUGGAACCAAUUUCAUAUACAUUCGCUAAUUGCCUACUUAGCUAUUACUUUUACAAAUUACUUUUAUUCCACGCAAACUUAAACUUUGGUGAACUUUCUUAAACUGGCAAGGAGUGCUGUGACCUUUCAAUAUAUUCAAGAUACUAAAGUAAUAGUAAUAAACUGAAUUUGUCCCGAUAUCCGAGGCGCUCUUCAUAGUGUUGUUUCCAAUUAACGAAUUUGAGUUGUGUCCGCCUGUCGGCGAAAUGCAGUCAAAUAAAAGGGUUGGCUCACCUGCAAAUGUUGAUGCCUCAUGGAGGUAACCUUACAUGGAUUCGGGUGAUGAGGGAUAGAAGCUAGUAGGGUGUCAUUGAGCCCGAAUCCAAAGGAAGACUUGACUUCCAGCGGCUGACAUGCAUUUUGCAGGUGGCUUCGGUCUAUUCGUUUUUAGUGACAAGAGACAAGGGACAGACGCUUGGCAAAUGACUCAAAAUAACAUAAUGCAGCGACUCUAAGUGGAUUUUCAAUGCACAGACAGUUGGAGCAACAACUUUGCUAUCUUUUCCAUUUCCCCCGUUUAUUUCCGUAAGCAAAACCCGCUGCAUACUUUUCAGGGCGCUCUGUGUGUGCUUGUGUGCGUGCGAAAAUGUUAAAUUUGAUGGCACUUGGCGAUACCAUUCGCCAAUUCGAAACGGCUUUAAAGGGUAUAUGCUGGUGAUAUAUACCGGAUAUUUAUUUUUAUAAAAAUAUAUUCGACUUUAAUUGCCUGUUCGUGUCCUGCUCCCAAGCCUCUGGCUAUUGCCACGCCCCCAAAAGUGGCAGCGCGGACUGCCAGGCAACACCCUCGAACUUUCGGUUCGGCUGCAGUUUGGUUUCAGUUUGGCUCCCGGUGGUGAAGUUUGUUUACGAGACAUAAAGCAGAAGUAUGCAUAUUCUCGGUAAAUUGGGGGCGGGGCUGCUCCCACUUGACUGACUUUCCCUAUGGCAACGAAAGCAAUGCUCCUGCUGCUUUGGUUGUAGUUGUCGUCCUGGUGAUGGCCGUGCAUCAAUUAUAAAACAUUCUCUGCCAUCCGAGUCUAUGCUUUUCUGACAUGCAAGCCGAAAACGUUCUUCAUUUCUGGCAGACAGCAGGAGAAACACUGGAAAUUAAAUUGGAUUUAAUUGAUAAGCUAUUUUGUGUUAAAACUUAAUGGUUUUCUUUGUUUACGCCAUUUUACGUUAUAAUUAACCUGUAUAUAAUUUUAAACCAUUUGUUCACGUGUAAGAGCAACACCUUCCCUGAAAAGUGGCCUUACUUUUCGGUUGGCUGUAGGACAAACGAAUCAUGAUUGAUUGGGCCUGAAUUGGGUGCGAAGGCUCACCACGACAGACAGUUGCUCCUCCUGCCCCUGCUUACCAUUUCCUUACUGCUAUUAGCAAUGGUAGUUAGGUUGGCUCCAACUCCCAGCCCACUUGGCCCACACACUCCUUUUGUUUCGCCUUGUGCCCUGCAAUGACAUUUUCAGCUGCUUUGCUUUUCCCUUUUCGUUGGUUCAACGAACUUCUCUCCUGGCUUCUUUUCUCUCGGCUCUUUUGUUGAAUUAUCAGCCAGGUGGAAUAUUCAGGACAUAACGUGGUACAGUGGUAGGACAUAUGUGUAUCCGACCGCUCUGCAGACCCGUCUAAUAUGCUUUUCAAUUUGGUUAAUGACUUUUUGUAUCCCUUCUGGGUUUCAUUUCCAUCUGUAACCUAAGCUUAAACAAAUUAUCAAAGAGAACAGACAAACAAAAACAUAAAAAAGAAAUGUUUAUGAGACUGGAGUGGGGAAAAGAAUGUACGAAAACAAAUGAAAGAUUGAAGAGUAAAACAAUAAUUAUAAUAAUUUAGCCAGGCCAAUUAAGCACGAUUAUGAAAAACAUAUAUAUUUUGAUAAAAUGUGCAGGGUGCAGGAAAUAAGCGAGGAUUAUAGCCCCAGAAAGUACGCUAUAAAUUAUGUGACUAUGCUUUGUACCAUAAACGAAAAAUAAAAAUUGUUCA
Molecule: messenger RNA, 7490 nt
Organism: Drosophila santomea
Lineage: Eukaryota; Metazoa; Arthropoda; Insecta; Diptera; Drosophilidae
Exons: 1
Coding region: 929-3844 (971 amino acids)
Biological process (GO): protein targeting to membrane; peptidyl-L-cysteine S-palmitoylation
Cellular component (GO): Golgi apparatus; endoplasmic reticulum
Molecular function (GO): protein-cysteine S-palmitoyltransferase activity
Source: RefSeq, a predicted model, not a curated record